Molecule: messenger RNA, 2898 nt
Organism: Candidozyma haemuli
Lineage: Eukaryota; Fungi; Ascomycota; Pichiomycetes; Serinales; Metschnikowiaceae
Gene: CHS2
Product: chitin synthase I
Exons: 1
Coding region: 1-2898 (965 amino acids)
Cellular component (GO): cell septum; cell periphery
Molecular function (GO): chitin synthase activity
Source: RefSeq, a predicted model, not a curated record
AUGGCUUAUAGGGAUGACGAUGAAGAACUGAGGUAUCUCAGGUACCCACAGACUGGUGGGGUGUACAAUUACUCGAACGAUGCUGUGGAUAGUAUAAAUUUCCAGCAGCCCCAGAGGGUGUACAGCAGCCAGAUGCACCCAUCCAACGAUGACUUUAUGGACUACUACGAAGACGAGAGGCCGCUGGCCAUGUUCAACACACUGCAUGUGCCGCCUCCUCCUCCUCCAAGACAACCGCUACCGGCUCAUGAUCCGUUUAUGGAUAACGAGUUUGAAAUGGGCGCGUACCCGCAGACGAACUACCAGCCUACGGCGUAUGAUCCUAACGCUGCUGGGUUCAACUUUUCCCAGGCGUUUGUGCCUCAUGUUUAUGAUGACGAGGAAGAACAGCAGUUUGACCGUGAGAUUGAGUAUAACCAGUUCCAGGGUGACAGUUUGGACCUUCAGACGGUGCAUGUGGCAGAUUCCGAUUCUGAACAAGACGGGCAGACUAUUUAUGACCAGGAAAUGCAACUGCCGUUUGCAGAAACGGGUGAAGAGUUCCCGGAACCUCCUGAACAGGAAGAGGUGAGAGAGAAACCUAAGCUUGGAAUUGCUACAGGUCACAAUGGUCAUUUGGUCUUGGAUUGUCCAGUGGCCACAGAACUUCUUACGAAAUUUCCAGAUUACAACUCAAGUUUGCCUGACGGUGGUCUAAGUAGAGAAUUCUCGUAUAUGAGAUAUACUGCUGUGACCUGUGGCCCUUCGAAUUUCUGGAGAGACGGCUAUAUCUUGCGUCCAAUCCAUUAUCCCGUUAGACGUCAAACAGAGUUGAUGGUGGUCAUUACCAUGUAUAAUGAGGACGAUAUUCUUCUCGCACGUACCCUUAAGGGUGUGUUCAAGAACAUUAAGCAUUUGGAGUCCAGAUCUAGGUCUCCAGUGUGGGGCAGAGACUCUUGGAAGAAGGUUGUGGUCUGUGUCGUGAGUGACGGUCGUUCUAAGAUUAACGAGCGUGCUCAGGCACUUUUGGCUGCUCUUGGUGUCUACCAGGAGGGAUUGGCUAAAUCCAGAAUUGACGACAAGAAAGUGAAGGGUCAUAUUUACGAGUACACUACACGUGUGGGUAUUUCAUCUGUUGAUGAUACCGUCAAGUUGACUACCGAAAAGGUUGUCCCAGUGCAAAUGCUUUUUUGCUUGAAGGAAAACAACGCAAAGAAAAUUAACAGUCAUCGUUGGUGUUUCGAAGCUCUCUCUCAAGUUCUCGAUCCCAACAUCGUUGUUUUGCUUGAUUGCGGUACUCAGCCAUCUGGUAAAUCCUUGUACCACUUGUGGAAGGAAUUCGACAAAGAUCCCCGUGUUGCAGGUACUUGUGGUGAGAUCAAGGCUUCUUUGAAGAAGAGGCAAAUGCUCACCAACCCAAUUGUCUACGGCCAAAACUUCGAGUAUAAGAUCUCCAACAUCCUUGAUAAACCUACUGAGUCUGUCUUCGGUUUCAUUUCCGUUUUGCCUGGUGCUUUCUCCGCUUAUAGAUAUGUCGCUUUGCAGAAUGAUAUCAAUGGCAAAGGACCAUUGGAGAAAUAUUUCAAGGGUGAAUUUUUGCAUGGAAGUGGUGAAAUUGAUAAAAAUGACGAUGAAUACGAGUUAAAGACAAAGAUGUUGAAGGAAGAGGCUGGUAUUUUUACCUCCAAUAUGUACCUUGCCGAGGACAGAAUUCUUUGUUACGAGCUUGUCGCUAAACCAGGGUGCUCCUGGGUCUUGCGAUACUGUAAGUCUGCAAGUGCAGAGACUGAUGUUCCUGAAGGUCUAGCUGAGUUUAUUUUGCAAAGAAGAAGAUGGCUUAACGGGUCUUUCUUCGCUGCAAUUUACUCGCUCGCUCACUUCUACAAGAUUUGGCAUUCGCUGCAUAGUUUUGGUAAGAAGAUCAUGUUCCAUGUGGAGUUCUUCUACCAGCUUAUUAACCUUGUUGUUUCUUGGUUUUCCAUUGGCUCAUACUUCUUGGUGUUCCGUAUUUUGACUACAUCCCUUUCGGAUGAAAGUCUAAAUUUUGCGCCAGGUAAUGUGCUUUCAGUCAUCUUUCUAUGGCUUUAUCUUGCAUCCAUCGUCACUACUUUCGUUUUGAGUUUUGGUAACAAACCCAAAGGUACUGAGAAGUUCUAUAUCGUCAUUGUGGUCUUCUUUGCUAUUCUUAUGGCAUAUAUGAUCUUUGCUGCAAUUUUUAUGGCCGUUAAUGCUAUUCUGCAAAUCUACCAGGAUAAUAGCGGAGUGACGGUAUCAUUAUUUUUCAAGAACUCACAGUUCAGAGACUUGGUCGUCGCCACGGCGUCCACAUAUGCAUUAUACUUCAUCGCUUCAUUCCUUUACUUCGAGCCAUGGCACAUGUUUACCUCGUUCGUUCAGUACAUUUUGCUUUCGCCAUCAUACAUCAAUGUGUUGAACAUCUAUGCUUUCUGUAACAUUGAUGAUAUUUCAUGGGGUACCAAAGGAGACACUGGCGCCACAGACUUGGGUGCUGCCAAAGUCAGAGAGGACGGUACUUUCGACGUUAACAUUCCCGUUCUUAAGGAGGAAAUCAACCAGUCAUACCUCAAUCAAUUGGAGAAGAUCAAGAAACCAAUUGAAGACGACGGUAACCUGUACAAAGGUACUCAUGAAGACUAUUAUGCCUUUGUGAGGUCUAUGACAGUAUUAAUCUGGAUGAUUUCCAACUUUAUCAUUGUGGCCAUUGUGCUCGAAACGGGUGGAUUCAACCAGUUCAAUUCUAACAGUGAAUCUGAUGAAAUCAAGAAUGACAGGUCUAAGAUCUUCCUUACCGUCAUCUUGUGGACAGUCGCCUUCAUGGCAUUAUUCAGAUUCAUCGGUUGUGUAACAUAUUUGGUUUUCAGGUUUAUGGACAAGUUCAGGCUGCGUGCCAGCAAAUAG